AUGCCCCGUACCAUCUUCUGGCCCAUUGUCGUGCACUUUGUCUUGAUCAUCCAUGCCGCCUUCUGGUCAGUCGUAGCAGGGGUGAUGUGCGCCAUCCAGCUCAACGAUGGACACCUUGAAGCGACAGCGGGUGUCGUUAUCUACCCCAUCCUGUUCGCGUAUUGCCUUGUAUGGUGCUGCAUGUCCCGUUCGGACUGGGUCUUAGUCUACUCGAAGGUCGACGUCGCGGCAACGAUCAUUUGCGGUAUUUCCUCCCUUGUCGUCGGUAUCUGGAACACAUGGUUUUGCAUGGCUCCCACUCUCACUUUCCUCUUCCUCUCCAUCUUCCUGGCCUGGUAUGUCGUGACGCGUCGGGUCAUGCACAGAUGGAGCACGUCGAUCUACUGCCUUUCGGUCUCGGACCACGACGCAAACAACAUCCAAGUCUGCCCAUACGUUCUUCCCAUGACUGUCAAUGACAACACGCCCAACCGUCCCCCCGCCAUCAUCUUGCGCCGCGGUCCCGUGGCGGCCAUGGUGCUCCAAGAGCAGAUGGAGGCCACGUCGCGGCAUCUCGCUACCUUGGCAGCCAGCGGGGACGUCUCUGUCAAUUCCGAAGCCCAGGCUCAGGCCCUUCGUUGCAUCCACAUCCUCACCGAGAUCCAGCUCCUCCAGAUGAGAUCGCGCAGCUUGGCUCCAAGUUCAACUGAUGUGCCCACGGAAGUCCCACGUACUGGGCUUACCGUCCGUGCUCUGGCCGAGCACAAUGCUGCCGAGUUCAGAGAAGCAUCUGAAGCGCCGCUGACAGUGGCUUAA
This is a messenger RNA of Cutaneotrichosporon cavernicola, 795 nucleotides long. RefSeq lists its product as uncharacterized. NCBI's taxonomy places the organism in Eukaryota, Fungi, Basidiomycota, Tremellomycetes, Trichosporonales, Trichosporonaceae. The transcript has 3 exons. The coding region runs from base 1 to 795 and encodes 264 amino acids. The record is from RefSeq and is a predicted model, not a curated record.